Diaporthe batatas is the source of this 2039-nucleotide messenger RNA. RefSeq lists its product as uncharacterized. NCBI's taxonomy places the organism in Eukaryota, Fungi, Ascomycota, Sordariomycetes, Diaporthales, Diaporthaceae. The transcript has 3 exons. The record is from RefSeq and is a predicted model, not a curated record. The coding region runs from base 136 to 1836 and encodes 566 amino acids.
ACACUACACCCUUGGACGACCCAUCCCCACCAUGUCACCUGCUGCUUGAUGCUAGACCCUCCUGUCGAAUUCACAUGUCAGAUGGGUUAACUGGCUCUCCUAAAUCACACUUGGCAGCCGGUGAUUCAGCCCAAGAUGCCUUCAUUUCGCGGCAUAGACAUUUCCAUCCUCGCACCGUCAGAGGUCGGCAAGCUGCCUGAGUAUCUUCAUCCCGAGGGGGCUUCCGUCCAGCUGGGCACCUGCAAAGACAACAAUGAGGAUCCAUCUCGAGUACGAAAGAUUAACCCAAGGGUUUCAGUGUACAUUCCCUCCGUGCCAGGUGCCCAGUUCUGUAUCAACUACGUUGUAGAACGGGAGCCGAUACCCCCAGGUCACCUUUUCUUCAAAUUGUUCAUGGAUGGAAGACACAUCACCUCAUGGGGCAUCAACCCCAAGGUCAAGGCCAAAGGCAGAGUCGAGAAGGCACUAUACGAGCCCAGCGAUCGGUGGAACCAUGAAGAGGGCGGGACGACAAUAAAGCCCGAGGGAAUUGAGGCCAGGUACUUCCACUUCACGGGAGACCAGCAGAAGAAGUCUGUGGCCGAGGACGGUGGUCUCAUUGAGAUUCUGGUCUUCCGGGCCAGAGGCCGAAAGAGGAGGGCUGCUCAGCUGGACCGGUACAGGCAUCAGGAUAAAUACGGAAUUGCCACACCCAGCGGUGGGUUACUAGACAAUCCACAAGACGUCGCUUUCUUCGACUUCCACCUCAUCGACCCCAAAGACGAGCCCUUUGCGAGCUUUCGGUUCCAUUACCGUUCCCUGGAAAACCUGCGUCAGCUGAACCUGAUCCCUACCGACGAAUCGAGCAUCUUCGAUACAUUCUCUACCAGCACAUUUACGGACAGCAUCGAUGAGGAUCCAAUUCAAAAGGACCCGAGUCCAUAUCCAGGCUCACGACCUGUACCUGACGAGUCGGUCUUUGAUGAUGACAGCAGUUCUGGUGAUGAUCAGCUGAGUCGGACUCGGCUUGGCAAGCCGCGGGCAGAAAAGGUAUUCGUCCUCAGGACUCCUCCGCAGUUGCGACCAGGCUCAGGAACCAGCCAUAACCUGCCUCAGCCUAGCAAAUCUCUUAGGGACGGUUCUACGGAGGGGAUUCCGGACUCCUAUCUUCAACGGCCCUUACCUGAUCGUCCACUUCCCGACCUGCCCGUCGGCGUACCGUCGCGAAAGACAUCCACUGUUUCGAUCGCAACCUCACUUCUGAGCUACGUCAAAGACAGCUCGUUCCUGGACGAAUCUGUCGAGUACGGCCAUGCCCAGGAGGUCACCGUGCACAAGGCCAAGGCAGAUGCCUUGCCCACUCAACAUUACCAACAUGACCUAGACGACCUACCGGUAUCCGACUAUGAGAACUAUUUGUCGUCGGAUGAUGACUCAAAAGUCAAGCAGUCCCAACCAGCCUCUCUGGGCAAGCACAUAGUUGGCAGUGGACAUGUACUGCCCAACCACACGGAUCUCCUAGACAGCAAAGAUGGCUCACCACCUGAGGAAGACUCCAAGGCUGCCGGUCUGCAGGCUAGCAAGCCCGUUGUGAACAUCGGGGACAGAUGCAUCGAUUUUUCAAAAUUUCCGCACCUUCAGCUGGACGAGUUCGACUGGAUUCGCCGGUCGCCUUCUCCGAAGGCCUCGCCCCGCCGGGUGCUGAGCCCGAGGCUUGGUCGGCUCUGGGAUACGCUGCGCCGCAACCGGUCUCGCUCACCACUCAGACAGCCUCUGCGCGAGGCACCGAGUCGCAACUUGUCAACACCUCAACUUCCUGGCCAAGACGGAAACGAGAAGUAUGGCAAUUGGAUCUAGUGUGGUUCAAACCUGCAAGAGUCGGAAGGAGACGAGGGGAAGCCCCGGAGCGUGACCGUUCCUCAACAUAGUAGUUGCGCGAAAUAUCUCCGACCGUCAUCGCGGGUGAGGGAACACUGUACAAUGCGAAGCAGACGCUAGUUUCUUGUCCAAUCGAGGUUAGAAAACUUUGCAACAAGAAUAAAAGGGACUCUGUGAUUGCA